Molecule: messenger RNA, 546 nt
Organism: Phaeodactylum tricornutum CCAP 1055/1
Lineage: Eukaryota; Bacillariophyta; Bacillariophyceae; Surirellales; Neidiaceae
Exons: 1
Coding region: 1-546 (181 amino acids)
Biological process (GO): transcription initiation at RNA polymerase II promoter; DNA-templated transcription; positive regulation of translational initiation
Cellular component (GO): RNA polymerase II, core complex; P-body
Molecular function (GO): single-stranded DNA binding; single-stranded RNA binding; translation initiation factor binding
Source: RefSeq, a predicted model, not a curated record
AUGUUUUACGUGAAAACACUCGAUCACGAGAUUGUGUUGGAACCCGUGCAUUUCGGUCCCAAGCUGAAAGCGACGAUUGUCCGUUUGCUCAAAGAGCACGUGGAGGGCUUGGCGUUGGCCAACUACGGCUACGUCGUGAACGUCAUUGAAGUUCCGGAAGACCAAAUUCGCUCCGGCAUUAUCGAGUACGACACGGGCAAUGUGGUCUUUACGGUCAAGUACACGGCGCUGCUGUUGCGGCCGUUUCUGAACGAAGUACUGGACGCGGUCGUGACCCAGUGCAACGCGCUCGGCUUCUUUGCCUUUUGUGGACCGCUGCGUAUUUUCGUGUCGAAGCAUUCCAUGCCCGAAGACAUGUUCCACGGAUUCAAUCACGAACAAGAUGCCUGGGUUUCGGACGAUAAGGAAGUCGUGAUUGCGGCCGGGAGCGGGGUCCGGCUAAAAAUCAAAGGCCGAACGGUGGAACAAGGGAAUAUUACGGCAAUCGGGACCAUUAAGGACAAUUACUUGGGAUUGGUGGACGAUGGUGAAGUACAAGGCGAUUAG